Messenger RNA from Staurois parvus, 795 nucleotides. The record is from the annotation of a GenBank genome assembly. Lineage: Eukaryota; Metazoa; Chordata; Amphibia; Anura; Ranidae.
UUGCAGAGUGAAGCAAUUUCAUGUAGCAGGACAGAGUAUGAGAAAGAUGGCAGAUGCUGUUCACUGUGCAGGCCAGGACAAAGACUGGAUAAAGAUUGUACCGAGAGCAGUGAAUCAGUUUGUGUGGACUGCAAAGAUGGGGAGUAUCAAGAUAAGUGGAACCAAGAAACAGAUUGCCUCCCACACCAAUAUUGUGGUGAAAAUCUAGGAUUUCGGAAGAUAAGCGAGGGCACCAGGGAGAAAAAUGUAGACUGUGUUUGUCAAGAUGGCAAGCACUGCUCCAGCCAACAAUGCGAGACCUGUAUGUCGAAUAAGCGCUGCAGCCCAGGACACGGAGUCACACAGAAAGCUGACAGAUAUUCAGACACUGAGUGUGUACCAUGUCUAGAUGGAACCUUUUCUAAUGUUACAUCGGACACAGAGCCAUGUAAGGACUGGCAAAGCUGUACUAAUUCACAACAACAAAUUCGUCCUGGAACCAACAAAAGUGAUGCUGUCUGUGGUCCUCGUCCAAAAAACAGUACUUGGAUUUAUAUUGUAGUGGUGCUGACAGUGCUCAUCAUCGGUCUAGUAAUUUUCUUCUUUGUUAGAAAAAGACGAAGAGGAAAGAAGGUCAAGGUGAAACUUGAAAUAGAGGAUACACAUGAAAAGGGCAAUGAGAAUCACCUGUUGAAUAUACCCAAUGAACCCAACCUUCCUGUAGAAGACCUAGAUGACCAGGACAUUACAAUGCAAGGACUGCCUGUGGCUCAGGAGGAGGGGAAAGACUAUCACAUGUCACAGGAGGAAAAAUGA